AUGCAGGGCUUUGUGGUGCUCAUCUUCAGCCCCAGUACUUUGGACACAGAGCUCUGGGAAACCAACCCUUUCUACAGAUGCAGCGCACCGUCCGCGGGCGGCGCAUGCCCAGAUCGGCAGAUUAGGGGACCAGGCGCCUCGCAGCGGAGGGCCGGCGGUUCCCGCCAUUUUGUCCCGCUCGCCACACCGCUGGCCACAGGAGUGGACUACAAGUCCCGUGAGGCUCCGCGGCCGCACUUCCUACCCUCACUGUCCGGCCCGCUCCCUCCGUCCCCCCUCCCCUGGGGCCGAAGGCUCUGGCUGGAGCCAGGCGGCCAGAGACCAGGUAGGAUUUCCGGGAGAAAGUACUGUGGAGCCAGAGGAGGCAGCGGCGACCUGGAAGCUAUUCCUCCUCUGCCUACGCUGGCUAACAGUGGCAUGGAGGAUCCAUUUGGAGAAGCGGAGCGGCCCUCUGGAGACCCAGGCCUGGUUAUGGACAGUGUGGAGGCAGGGGACACAACACCUCCCACCAGAAGGAAAAGCAAGUUCUCAGGCUUUGGCAAGAUCUUCAAGCCAUGGAAAUGGAGGAAAAAAAAAAGCAGUGAUAAAUUCAAAGAGACAUCAGAAGGUGGUGAGGAUUCAGGAAAGCUGAGCCAUGCUGCAUUAAAGAAUGGACACACCACCCCCAUAGGGAGUGUCAGGUCUUCUAGUCCAGUUCUCGAGGAAGAAGAGGCAGAGGGAAGUCUCAGGAAUCUUACUCCAGAAGAGGAUCCAAAGAAGAGACUUGGCUCAACUGGAAGCCAGCCCAACUCUGAAGCAGAGCCUGGGCUUGAGCAAGCACCUAAGCAGCCCCUGCUGCCCCCCAAGAGACCCCUGUCCUCUUCUGAUGAAGGAAACGAGGGGCAGGCAAAGGAGGUCCUGGCCGGCAGUGCAGCAAGACCGGUCUCCUCCACUUCUGGCUCUGGCAUUGAGACACCUGCUGCCACCACUGCUGCCACAGACAUGACAAAGACCUUAACAAAGUCCUUUGUGGCCUCGACCCCAGCCCCCACCCCCGCCCCCAGGACUCUGCCUGCUGCUCCUGCCAGCACUAACACUACUGCCACCCAUCCGGCCCCGGCCAAGCAACCGCCCAUCCCACCCCCUAAACCAGCUCAGAGAAACAGCAACCCCGUCAUCGCUGAACUGUCCCAAGCAAUGAACAGUGGCACACUGUUGUCGAAACCAUCCCCACCCUUGCCGCCCAAGAGAGGCAUUCCAUCAACUUCGGUCUCCAGCUCGGAGCCUGCUGCUUCAGCCACAGCUAAGACAGCAAAUGAUCAAAGAGAAAAAACUGUCUCUUUGUGUUUGGAACCACCGCUGACAAUCCCGCCUUCGUCCCCGUCACCUCCCCUACCUACCCACAUACCUCCAGAGCCUCCACGGUCCCCUCUAGUCCCUGCUAAGACUUUCCAAAUGGUGCCAGAAGUUGCGUUCUCCCCUUCUUUAGAUCGAUUCCAGGACAUUUCCCAGCAGGAAGAUCAGAAAAAGGAAGUCCCCAAGAAGAUACAGGACCAGAGCUUUGGGGAGUCCCAUAUACCCUCCAGGCUGCCCCCAGUCCCACUGCAUAUCCGAAUUCAGCAGGCCCUUACCAGCCCCCUUCCCGUGACCCCUCCCUUGGAAGGAACUCACAGAGCCCAUUCACUGCUCUUUGAGAGCAGUGACAGCUUCUCCGAGGACACUGGCACCCUGGGUCGGACCAGGUCACUUCCCAUCACGAUUGAAAUGUUGAAAGUUCCAGAUGAUGACGAGGAAGAGCAGAUCUGCCCAUUUGUUGAAGACAUGGCAUCUACCUCAGCUACUCCUAAACUACCACCGUGUCUGCAAGAGGAAGAGAAGGAGAGCGACUCAGAUUCAGAGGGUCCCAUUCAGUAUCGAGAUGAGGAGGAAGAUGAUGAUGAUGAAAGCCAUCAGAGUGCCCUGGCCAACAGAGUGAAGAGGAAGGACACGCUGGCGAUGAAGCUGAGCAGCAGACCCAGCGAACCAGAGACCAGCCUGAGUUCUUGGCCUUGUAAAAGCAAGGAGGAGUGGAAUGAAAUACGGCACCAGAUCGGGAACACGCUGAUCCGGCGGCUGAGUCAAAGGCCAACAGCAGAAGAACUGGAGCAACGGAACAUCCUACAGCCUAAAAAUGAAGCUGAUCGCCAAGCAGAGAAACGGGAAAUUAAACGUCGACUCACUAGAAAGCUCAGCCAAAGGCCAACUGUGGCUGAACUACUUGCCAGGAAGAUCCUGAGGUUUAAUGAGUAUGUGGAGGUGACAGACGCUCAGGACUAUGACCGGCGAGCAGAUAAACCAUGGACCAAACUGACUCCUGCUGACAAGGCUGCCAUCAGGAAAGAAUUAAAUGAGUUUAAGAGCUCGGAGAUGGAGGUUCACGUAGACAGCAAACACUUCACACGCUACCAUCGCCCAUGAAGCUGAAGUCUGAGAAAGGAACUAAAGGACCAUUGGGAAAGCAUGGCUGUUUUGUUGCUUGUCUCCAGGGUGACCAUAACACUUCCUGCACAGCCAGAGCUGCUCUGGGAUCUGGUUCGGGGCAGAUACCACUCGUAUGCAUGUAGCCUUUCCUCGGUAUGGAUCCUUGUGCACCUCUUAGAGAAGAACAAAACGCCAGAUACUUUUGAGCCUUUUAACAACACUGCAGCAGACGUGAGGACUUUUCUCUCACCGGCCACAGAGGCACAGGGCCACUUGCAGGGUCUGAGUUUUACUGGCCGCAGCACACGCUGCCCUAAGACAGCUGCAUGUACUGGGGCCGUUUGUCCCAUUAGCCUGUCUGCUCUGUCUGAGAGUCUUCAUGCAGGCGUAAUUCAGCCAUCAAGUCCUCUUACCAGAAAAAACCUUCUGGAGGCACCAGCCCUUGGAGCGAAAGGGACCCGCUUCCGGAGAAAGUGCCUGGACCUCACUGGCGUCAGUUCAGAGACCGCACUUUAAGGACUGACCAGAAGGAAGCUCAGGCUCUGGCCUGUCCCUCCCUCUACUUGGUACUUGUCAUCCUAGGUCCUUUCUUUUUAUUUUGAGAUAAGAUCUUAUACUGUGGCUCAGGCUGGCCUGCAAACUCCCAUCUCGGCCUCCCAAGUGCUGGCCCUUAUUUUAAAGUGAGCUUAAAGAAAUGGGGGAAUUUAUUCAUUCCAUGGUCUGAGCUGUAACCAGAAUCCAAGUGAUCACUUGAGAAAGCCAUGUGCAUUUCCUGUGUACAAACCAAGAAAAAGGCCUUAAUAUUAAAUAACGCCAGUUUGGUAGAGAACUGACUCAGAGGGUAGACUGUUAUAUGUUCCUUGUACCAAAUGAUACUGUAAAUCACUUCAGCCUGGGAGCACCGUGUGGGAGCACCGUGUGGGAGCACCGUGUGCUACAGGUGCGCGUGCCUCUAGACAGAGCCCUCUCCGUGGUGCUCUUGACCCUCCUUACUGCACAGUCCCUCUCUACAGCAUUAGCCCCUGCCCCUCCCGACAGCGAACACCUCACUUGCCUUUCCAUUCCAUGUUGGAGCCAGCGUGGUUGGUGCCUGUGUUUUCUAGUCAGGCCUCCCCGUUUGCAUUUGGGUGCUGGUUUGCUUAUUGUCUCAAAGAACUUUUCUCCUGAAACCCACACAGCCUCACCAUUCCCUCCUGAAUUCUAUUUACAUUGUAAGUGGUAGAGAAAUGUUACUGGGCUUGUUUAUAUUUUUUGUUUUUGUUUUAGUUUGUACCUCAGUAUGUAGCCCAGGCUAGCCUUUGAAGUGAAGUCUCCCUUACUCAGCCUUCCCAGUCUGGGAUCAUGGACGGCAAGUCAUACCCAGCUUUUUCUCACCUUAAUAUCUAGUAAGUUGUGCGUCUUUACAUUUUUUUUUUGUUUUAUUCUGUUUCCUGUCUAUAUUUUUUUCAGCAGUGUUCUCUGUGUCAACGUCAUACUUAUUAAAGAGUUAGAAUAUAGGGCAAACAAAAAAGCUAAAGUGACCUUAGAACUCGUACUUUGUUCUCUAUGGAGAAAAAAGUGCUUUGGGUUUUUGGUUUUUGUUUUUUUGUUUUUUUUUCCUUACUGCCAGAUAGUUUCUGGCUAUGAAAAAAAGACUGCGUCCCACCUCCCAGUCUGUGAGAAGUCUGGGUACAAGGUUGCCAGAGCUGUUAGCCUUUGUGAUCGAAUUCUGUUCUGUGCUCCUGGAGGAGGGAGGCCCAGUCCUCACAAGCGAGGCGGGUGCCUGCUCCACCCUGUUCCCUCCUGCUUAGUCCCGGGUUUAUAGAGCACUUUAUAGGCCUGUGCUGCCUGUGCUGUGGUAACCUUGUGUUUUAUUAGACAGGCUCUCAUGUCACUUCACAAUGUAGCCAAGGAUCCCCCUGCCUCCACCCCCUGCUUACAGGGCUCACAGAGGCACCCACCAUGCCUGCCUGUCUUGUCCCCCUGCUGCUUUCCCUCCCUCACAGUGCCAAGCCUGACUGCCCGUGUGCUUGCGUGUGCCAUCAAGGGCCCUGACUCACAGUUCAUCUCAUUCGUCUUCUGCAGCGUCGUCUGUUAGGGCGGCAUCUAGCCCGUGGUUUUGUUUUUAUGUAUAUAAAAGUUGAUUACGUGUUUCUUUCUGUAAUUUGAAGCUUACAAUCAUAAUGUAAAAGGGUAAAAGCCUCUCAUGUUGUAGGUUAAGAUGCUUCUCCAGUGUACAGAAUCUUGUAAAAUAAAUAAUUACAUUGUAUAUCAGUCUUCCCACCAAUCUUAAUUAUUAAAGUAUUUUAGAAUAUUAAAAAA
This is a messenger RNA of Rattus rattus (black rat), 4740 nucleotides long. RefSeq names its product phosphatase and actin regulator 4 (gene Phactr4). The transcript has 14 exons. Gene Ontology annotation, molecular function: actin binding. Lineage: Eukaryota; Metazoa; Chordata; Mammalia; Rodentia; Muridae. Bases 1 to 2436 code for a protein of 811 amino acids. The record is from RefSeq and is a predicted model, not a curated record. Gene Ontology annotation, biological process: neural crest cell migration; actin cytoskeleton organization.